This is a messenger RNA of Trichogramma pretiosum, 3594 nucleotides long. RefSeq names its product disks large 1 tumor suppressor protein-like. The record is from RefSeq and is a predicted model, not a curated record. Gene Ontology annotation, cellular component: neuromuscular junction; neuron projection; postsynaptic density membrane. The transcript is spliced from 8 exons. Lineage: Eukaryota; Metazoa; Arthropoda; Insecta; Hymenoptera; Trichogrammatidae. Gene Ontology annotation, biological process: chemical synaptic transmission. The coding region runs from base 1295 to 2506 and encodes 403 amino acids. Gene Ontology annotation, molecular function: protein binding.
UCUGCAGUCCGAGUCGGUAUCUCGUCCUGGCUGCAUCGGCGUGCGACGCGACGACGACAGCGACGACGACGACGACGAAGAACGUCACCGACUUUUCGGCUCACACACACACACAUACAUACACAUGUGUACAUGUACUUAUCAUAUAAGAUAUAUACGAUAGAGAAGCAGCAGCCGAUCUGCAACAACAUAAUAGCGCGUCACUCGCACAUAUUUCAAGUUACUUUACAUAUAUAAAAAGUCGUGUGCUGCUGGCUAAUCACGAAAAGUAAGCGAGCUGAGACUCGUGUUUUGUGGGUGCGUGCGUGUCCGUGCCGUUCGCGUGCCAUAAUAUAUAUAUCAUCAUCAUCAUCAUCAUCAUCGCAGUCGUACGUACAUACAUCAACACAGUGCAGAGAGACAGUCGGUUUUUAUAUACCAACGCAUAUGUGUGUAUGUAUAAAAAAAUCCAAAGUCAAGAUCUCUUGCGGGGAACGCCGCGGUUAUGUGUGCUGUUUGUCUCUCUCUCUCGUCACAUCUCUCAUCAUUCUGCGUUGAUCGCUCGAUAGUCGAUACAUGAGAGUCGAGUCUGUAUGUAGUACAGACACAUGAGUUUAAGUUUAGUGGUAUAGUGGCUUUACACGCGACGACACACCACUUAUACUAGUCCUACUACUACUACUACUACUACUACCACCACACCUUUUCCUCGAUGCUGCUGCAGUCAAGGAGGCUGGAAGCUCAUGCCCUGCGUAGCGCCUGCACCAACCGGACGACGACGACGACAAACCCCCACGAGUAUUAAUAAUUAACAAAUAAAAUAAAAUCGUGUCUGUGUGCCGCUGCUGCUGGUGCGGCUUUUCGGAGUUCCGGUGUGCCCGCGAAGACGCUCACGUAUAUGUUAUUCCUUGCGUACGUGUGAUACAGUGUUUUGGUGUGUGUGUGCGCGCGUGUAAACGUGUGAUCACCGAUCGUGUGUUAGUUUUGUGAUUUUUGAGUGUUGUACACAUAUAUAUAACCAAUAUAUAUAGUCCGCUGUUGCUGCUGCUGUUGUCCGUCUGCAUCACGUCGCGAAAGAAUACACAUAUAAAAGGUGGAGUUUUAUAGAAGAAAAAUAGUCGAGUCCCCGCUGUGCUGCGAAAAAGUUUCUUUUUUGGUGUGUAAUUGUUAACUUUGGUGUAUACACACAAGCACGCCGAAGAGGAGGAGACCGUCGUGUGUAAGGUCGCUCGUCAAACAUUUCGAAGGAAUUUCGAAGACUCCGGUUGAAAAAAACACAGAAGCGAAGCAGCACCGCACGCUGCGCACCGCACAAAUGAGGACCUCGCAAAAGAAAUCGUUCUACGUCAAGACCCUGUUCACCUAUGACCCGAACAAGGACGACGGCCUGCCGUCGCACGGCCUGGCCUUCUGCUACGGCGAGAUUCUGCACGUGACCAACGCCUCGGACGACGAGUGGUGGCAGGCGCGACGCUACACGCCCAUGGGCGAGGGCGAGCAUCAGCCCCUCGGGAUAAUACCGUCGCGCAAACGCUGGGAGCGCAAGCAGAAGGCCCGCGAUCGCCAGGUCAAGUUUCAGGGCCAGCAGGGACCCGUCAUCAGCAGCAACGAGAGGCAAUCGACGCUCGAGAGGAAGCAGAAAAAUUUCUCGUUCGGCGGCACGCUGAGAUUUCGCAGGAACAAGAGCGGCAAAUCCGACGAACAGACCCAGAGCACGGAACAAGUCAAAAAAGAAGUCGAAAGAACAGGCGUUAUUACUUCGGAAUUUCUUCCUCUAUCCGUGCUAUACGCGCUUAUCUGUGACGAACUGAAAGUCAAGGAUGAAUUAACGAAUGCUCGUUCGGAGAAGAAAAAUAAUCAAGAAUUGAACAACGACAGCGAGAACAAAAACGCCGAGGAGGAGACGGUGCUCACGUACGAGAUCAUCCAGCGAGUGACCAUACAGUACACGCGACCCAUCAUCAUAGUCGGCCCGCUCAAGGAUCGCAUCAACGAGGACCUAAUCUCGGAAUUCCCGGACAAAUUCGACAGUUGCAUACCUCAUACAACAAGAAGUAAAAGAGAAUACGAAGUCGAUGGGCGUGAUUAUCAUUUCGUUGCCUCGCGCGAACAGAUGGAGAAAGAUAUUCAAAAUAAUUUGUUCAUCGAAGCAGGCCAGUACAACGACAACAUCUACGGCACGGCGUUGGCGUCCGUGAGGAAGGUCGCCGAUCAGGGCAAACAUUGUAUCUUGGACGUGAGCGGGAACGCGAUCAAACGAUUGCAGGCGGCGCAGCUGUAUCCCAUAACGAUUUUCUUGAAACCCAAGUCCAUCGACUCCAUCAUGGAGAUGAACAAGAGGAUGGCCGAGGACCAGGCGAAAAAGGUCUACGAGCGCGCGCUGAAAGUCGAGGAGGAGUUCAGCGAGUAUCUGACGGCGGUGGUGCAGGGCGACACGCCCGAGGACAUCUACGCGAUGGUGAAGAAGGUCAUAGCCGAGCAGUCGGGCCCAACCAUAUGGGUGCCGUGCAAAGAGCAGCAAUUGUGACCGAGCUCCGACGACGACCCGGAGGAGCUGUAGAAUUUUUAAUUAAACAAAAAAAAAACCUAAAAAAUCGUCGAACUCGAUAGAACGUUAAAAAAAAAAUUCGUUAACUCGUGCCUUUUUAUAUAAAUAAUAUAUAUAUAUAUAUAUAUACAUGUAACUUGUAACACGCUGAUAUAGAUCUGAAAGGAUUAUAAAAUCAUUGAUUAGUUUUUAUGUGUUUUUAAUUUGAUUUCGUCGCAAUGUUGAUUCACGCAAUCUAUAGAGCAUCGUGUCGUAUGUGUGCGUGCGUGCGUGCGUAUGAGCGAGUGAAAGUGGGCGAGUGCGUGCGUUGCGCAUAUUUUUAUAAUAAAUGGAUAAUGCUUUUACUCUUGUUUACAGCGUCAAAAAUGUUUUUUUUUUUUUGCGUGCUCGGCGUCGACGAUCGAAAUUAUUAGUUGCGUUUACGAUUCGCGCGUUCCCGUGCCAAAAUGCGCUUUCACGAUCGUGUCUCCGUCGUACGUCGUGUAAUAAUACCAGUAUUGCUUCCGGAAUAAACAGAAGAAAAAAAGCUAAUGGAAAAAACAAAGAAAAAAGAAAACACUUACGAAAAGAAUAGAUCAAUAGUAUUAAUAACUAACGAUAACCGUUUUAAAUGAUGUUCAGUGAUUUUUGUCUUAUUAGGAAUUUAUAUAGAUUUAUUUAUAGCGAAAAAAAAGUUGAUACUUUUUUAUACAUAAACGUUUGAAAAGAAUAUAGCCCUUAAUGAAAAAUUUCCGCAAGAGCAUUUACUUGAAGAAAAAAAAAAUAUUUACUUUGUAAAUAGCUAUUUAAUGUUUAGCUAGGGGUGAUAAAAAUGAAUAACUUAUAAUUGUAAAUGUAAAUAAGCAAUUAAAUGUAAAUUGUACAAAGCUAAUUUGUAAAGAAUAGAGAAUUCUAUUUGUCUUGAAUAUUGUUGGCGCAAAUCUGUAUAUUUGUUUCGGCAUCUGGCGAAGUUUUUUGACAAGCAGAUGGAGGGACAAGAAACUAUAUUUUAACUACGAGAAUGAACAAUUAAUUGUAUUUAUUGACAACAAGCAGGAAAAAAAAAACACUUUAUUUUUCGUGUCUUA